AUGUGGCUCUUGACGAUUAUGCAGAAGCGUCCAAAUAUGGUAGUGUCAUAUGGCUUCACAAUUGAAUCUCGUCACAACAAUUAUGCUUCCAUUUACUGCCACUCUUAUAGCCAUAAUAGAUAUACAUAUAAACCUGCCGAUACCUCAAGAAAUCGUAUCGCUAGGAGCCAGACAGAAUGCAGUAAUGAUGAUGCUAGUCUUGACAGCCAUUCUGAGGACGUGGCUUUAUUGUCUCUUGCCACAGUAUCCGCAUUGACCACAUUGACCACAGCACGAUUUUCAUCAAGCAAUUAUGCACGCAUACGGUUCGCUAAUUUAAAGAUAUCCGUUGGUCAAUAUUUGGUUAACAAUGAAGCAGCGCAAGGUGUACGAAUGCUUGGUGGGAUUACGUUCCUGGGAUGUGACCCAGCCAGUCAUCUGGCUCUACCACAUUACUGUCAGCCAUAUACAGUGUUUACUUAUUGUGAUCGUGAAGGUGUGAAAAAAUCAAUGGACAAUGAAAGCUCAUCAGUGAUCGCUUCUAAGCUCUUCCAGCGAAUUGAAUACACUGUUAUCAAGUCGCCUUCUGAAGCGAGUAUCAAAAAGGAUCUUGUUGUUUCCUUCAUGGCCAAUGCAACAAUGAUAGCAAAAUCAAGAAUCUUUUUACUGAUCUGA
This is a messenger RNA of Phycomyces blakesleeanus NRRL 1555(-), 654 nucleotides long. RefSeq lists its product as hypothetical. NCBI's taxonomy places the organism in Eukaryota, Fungi, Mucoromycota, Mucoromycetes, Mucorales, Phycomycetaceae. The coding region runs from base 1 to 654 and encodes 217 amino acids. The record is from RefSeq and is a predicted model, not a curated record. The transcript is spliced from 5 exons.